UCUGAAAUUAAAGCAUUAAAAUUUUAUUUUUAUACCAAUAACAUGCGUUUUUCCGUAAUCAUUUUGACAUGUGUUCUCUUGAUAGAUGUAACUGUUUAUUGCCGUCGCAUAAAGCGACACCGGUAUAGAACACAUAACUUGAAACGUAUGAUUUAUGACAAUCCAGCAUACUUCUCAGACUAUUCUACUGGUGAAGCACAACAAAGUGGUGGUAGUGGUUACGAAAGCGGUGGUGGUGAAGGUGGUGGAAACGGUAAUGGCAAUGGAAAUGGUUGUGAAGACAAAUGCAAUAGUGGACCGGGUGGUGGAAAUUCUAAAAUGAAAGCCACAAAUAUAGCGCAAAAAGCUGCUCAAGAGGCCAAAGCUGCCUCUGAAGCACAAGCAGCUGCUGGUCAAGCUGCAGCCCAUCAAGUUAAGGCGCAACUGGCUGAAAAGGCAAUGGCAGCAGCGAAAGCAGCAGAAGCUGCGUUAGCUGGUAAGCAGCAAAUUGUAGAACAGUUAGAACAAGAAGUACGGGAAGCUGAAGCAGUUGUUCAAGAGGUGGGUUCAUCCCUACAGAAUGCUCAAUGUAAUGUAAAUGCUGCAAUGCAGGCUGCGCAACAAGCACAAUCACAACUAAAAACACUUUCCAAAGCGGUAAAAACCGCACAAGCAAAUGUUGGCAACUCUGAGCAAGCCGCUCAAGGCGCCCAAUCAGAACUUGCUGAAAAAACGCAAUUAUUGGAAGCCGCUAAAUCGAGGGUGGAACAGCUGCUACGUCAAUUAAGUCAAGCUAGAGGCGAUUUCAAUAACACUAAAACAGCUGCAUAUAAAGCUGCUGCUGCUGCACACGAAGCCAAGAUUAAUGCAGCGAAGGAUACUUGCAACUAACUACCAUACCUAAUUUACAUAUUUACGCUUAUUUAUUAUGUUACGAUGUCGUUCUGCUUGCAAUUAUAUUUAU
Molecule: messenger RNA, 943 nt
Organism: Teleopsis dalmanni
Lineage: Eukaryota; Metazoa; Arthropoda; Insecta; Diptera; Diopsidae
Product: tol-Pal system protein TolA-like
Exons: 2
Coding region: 43-870 (275 amino acids)
Source: RefSeq, a predicted model, not a curated record